Molecule: messenger RNA, 1344 nt
Organism: Besnoitia besnoiti
Lineage: Eukaryota; Apicomplexa; Conoidasida; Eucoccidiorida; Sarcocystidae
Exons: 2
Coding region: 1-1344 (447 amino acids)
Cellular component (GO): membrane
Source: RefSeq, a predicted model, not a curated record
AUGAUGUUGUCCGCCUUCUUUUUCGCCCUAACGUUGCACCUGUGGCCAGCACUCUUUGUGCUUGGUGCAGGAAAUUCCAAUACCUGCAGUGAAGUGAACACUGCCAUUGCUGUCACCGUAGACCCACAGACGAAAGGGACCACAUUUAUGUGCGGCAAAGCCGUGUCGCAUAUCUGGCCGGCUGGUGACACCGAGGUCGCCACGUACUUCGGUGGAGACGACCUGAAGGCUCCAGUGAAGCUUGCAGAGACUUUCGGUGAAGGGUCGCGGCUCUCCGUCCAGAAGUCGGAAGAGGGACGAGACUCUGGCAGUCCCGUCACUGCCACGCUCAAGCUCGAACGCCUCCCCGAAACACAACAAAGCAUCUAUUUCGCCUGUGGCGCCAAGGACUAUGCUGCGGGGCAGGCAAGUGGUAGGAGGCUGACUGCUGAUGACGAGGCGACAGAAGAAACCGAGGCCAAUAGGGCUCUCAGAGGUAAAGAACCCUUUCGGAAGGACGAGGUGAACAAGAGGGAAGAGAGCGCUUUACGUGGUGAGCACGCAUCCAGCUCGCCAGCGGCAGUGCCUGUAGCCGGGAGUCCGCCUGGACCGCAUUCCGUACCCAUUGCGGCUGAAGGCAGUUUAGGGCACACCGGUGAUUUAGGAGGCAAAGCUGGUAACCAAAGCCUGAGGGAGGGUGGGGUGGUUAUCGGAGAAGAUUCAGCACUAGGCAAGCCGGAUAUCCAGGGGACCGAUGAAGAGAAACGGAAGGAUGCCACGGAACACAACAGCGAACAAACUCAGCCGCUCAUGGGACCUCUGGUACCGCAGCCUCCACCCCCUCACGAAGCCAAUCCCGGUGAUUCUGUCCCUGGCAAGCGAACUGUAAACCUGAAGAACACCACCUGCCUUGUCGCAGUUACAGUUCCUGCGGAAGCCAGCGCCUCCACUUGCACCGCUUCGAAGAAGAAUAUGGAGCUCGAUAUCAACAGCCAAACAAUGGACGUCAACUUCCAAUGCGGAUCAACUGUUCCUUCCCUCUCUCCUGCAAACACUGCGGAGACUGUGUACGAUGAAUCAUGCAAGAAGGAAGUGUCACUUGGAAAAGUCCUCCCUAGUGCGAAGCUGGAGCACGUGGACUCGGGCUACAAAUUCAGUGUUGAAAGACUGCCUCCGACCCUUACUACACUCUGCUACAAGUGCUCGCCAAAGUCGCCAAAUACAGUGAAGGAGGUGGAAGUGCCUGAGUGUACGGUCAAGAUCAACGUCGUAGGCGGAGAGUCGUCAACGGCGGCAGGUGGCUCUCUGCGACUUGCUACCUUUUUUGUUUGUCUGUCUAUCGCGGGCAUGCUCUACUUGUUCUAG